AUGGAGAAAUCCCAAGAAUGUCAUCUCACUGCAGUUAAGAGGGUGUUGAGAUACAUAAAGGGUAGAAUUGAUCAUGGUAUGCUGAUGCCAAGACAGAAGAAGACCAACACGUAUGCAGAAGUAUAUGGCUACACUAAUUCAGAUUCCAAUGGAGAUCACAAUGAAAAGAAGAGUAUUGCUAGCUACAUAUUCACGAUUGAAUACGCGCCAAUAUCAUGGAGCUCAAGGAAGAAAAGCAUUGUGGCUUUGUCAUCUUGUGAAUCUGAACUUAGGCAACUUGCUAUGAAUGGAGGAAUUGCACAUGGAGUGAAGCUAACUAAACUCUACAACACAAAUUCCAUUCCUCAUGUGGAUAAAGUGUUCGAUCUUCACAACUUUAGUCAGCACAUCUGCAAGUUGCUUCUAAGUACUAUAGUGCACUACUUGUAG
Lathyrus oleraceus (garden pea) is the source of this 429-nucleotide messenger RNA. RefSeq names its product secreted RxLR effector protein 161-like. The transcript is spliced from 4 exons. The record is from RefSeq and is a predicted model, not a curated record. Lineage: Eukaryota; Viridiplantae; Streptophyta; Magnoliopsida; Fabales; Fabaceae. Bases 1 to 429 code for a protein of 142 amino acids.